Molecule: messenger RNA, 867 nt
Organism: Phragmites australis (common reed)
Lineage: Eukaryota; Viridiplantae; Streptophyta; Magnoliopsida; Poales; Poaceae
Product: vegetative cell wall protein gp1-like
Exons: 1
Coding region: 1-867 (288 amino acids)
Source: RefSeq, a predicted model, not a curated record
AUGCCGUCGCCACCGUCCCCUGUUACGCCAGCACCGGCAACUCCGUUCCCGCCUCCUCCAGUGACUCCAGUACCACCAACGCCGUCCCUGCCAUCUCCAUCAACACCAGCGCCGUCAUUGCCUUCACCACCUUCUCCUGUGACGCCCGCGCCACCAAUGCCAUCCCCGCCUUCUCCGGUGACGCCGGUACCAACGCCCUCCCCGCCAUCUCCAUCCAUGCCGGCGCCACCAUUACCUUCACCGCCAUCUCCAUCGACGCCCGGACCACCAAUGCCGACGCCCGAGCCACCGAUGCCAUCCCCACCUUCUCCGGUGACGCCCGAGCCACCAAUGCCAUCUCCACCUUCUCCAUCCCCUCCUUCUCCUGCGACACCUGCGACACCAUUGCCAUCCCCGCCUUCUCCGGUGACGCCAGAACCACCAGUGCCGUCACCUUCCCCACCGGGUGUUCCAACCCCAACGAUACCACCAUCCCCGCCAACGACGCCAGUGCCACCACCCACACCACCAUCUCCACUUCGGCCAGAUCCUCCAGCGAAGCCCAUACUGCCGCCCUCUCCGCCUUCGGUACCACCAUCUCCUCCUGGCGUAACCCCGUCGCCACCAAGUGGCGGCCCUCCCUCACCACCUCCCCCGCCGUCACUCUCACCUCCGGCGCCUUCGUCAUCGCCAUCUCCACUGUCAUCGCCAUCUCCACUGUCAUCGCCGUCGACAUCGACUUCAUCCGGAACGGUGAUCGUCGUCUCCGUGGCCGUCGCAACAGUAGUCGUGCUCGGCCUCGUGGCCGGGCUUAUCUACUUCUGCACGAAGAAGCGCCGCCAACGCCGCGGCCGUGGUGGCCGCCGCCCAUCUCCGCCGGGUACGUAA